Messenger RNA from Tuber melanosporum (Perigord truffle), 2580 nucleotides. RefSeq lists its product as uncharacterized. The record is from RefSeq and is a predicted model, not a curated record. The coding region runs from base 1 to 2580 and encodes 859 amino acids. The transcript has 2 exons. NCBI's taxonomy places the organism in Eukaryota, Fungi, Ascomycota, Pezizomycetes, Pezizales, Tuberaceae. Gene Ontology annotation, biological process: mitotic cell cycle.
AUGGCUGAGCCUCAACCUCGAAAAUACCUUACUCGUGCAAGAGCAAAAGCAGAAGCCAAUCCCACCGAGAGCAAACCAAGAAAGGCUCAGAGAACGUCUGAGAAGCGGAAGGCUCUCACGGAGGCUGCCAGCUCAAAUGAAUUCGAGCCACCGAUUAGGGCUACAAGGGCCUCCAAGAGGACUGUUAAGACGCAGGAUCCAGCUCCCCAACCAGCUCGUGGAGUGAAAGCCGCUCCGAAACGCAAGUCUGAGAAAACCGCUUCUAUCACUACGAAGAAAUCCACUUCAGCUACGGCCAAAGUGUCGAAAAAGGUGGCGUUUGUAGCUAGCCCUCAGAAAUUUCUCGAGAACAAAGAGAAUCUCAUUCCCGUGCAGAAAGACAGCCAUCUCGAUACCGACGAACUCAUGUCUUCAUCAAUGGGCGCACUAUCAGUUAAGCCUAUUCGAGUACCGGCCACCAAACUCCGGUUGCCAACCGUUACCCCCUCCACAGUUAUCCUUGAUCCGAUACCCGCCCUAUCUCCAUCCAAGGCUCGACGAGCCCCUCUCUUGGGUCUAAAACUUCCGGACGACGGAUCGGAAGAUGAGCUGUCAAGUCCGCAUUAUCCAAAGCUAACAGCUAAGCCCAAACGAGUUGGUGGGACCGCAACCAAACCCGUUGGCAUAGAUUCAAACGAGAAUAAGCCCCUUGAUAUCUCUGCUUUGAUCUCUUCCCCGGCAAGGAGACCACCUGCAUCGCCAUCCCGACCUACAAAGGCCCACCUCUCAACGAAGGCAUUGGAGCCAUCGGGAUUGCCUAGCUCGGCCUUGGCAUCACCGGCUAGACGCCCUGUUCCUCGAUCGAUUCCUGGUUUCAGAGCUAGUCCGAUCAAAGGUAGCUUCAAACUUGAGCCUCUCACAACCCUUAGUGCGAUUGACCACCAGCCGCCGUCAAAGCUCGGGGCACAAAACCUCCCGAAAAGAGUCAAAGUUUCAAACUACGUGAAAGUAGAUGGCGAUCAGGAUGAACUGGGAAUGGACAUCGAGACGAACCUAUUGAGUCGCAAGGCCCCGCGCGCCGUCAGAAUCAAAUUGCUUGACCCCAAAGAUCCUGAACAGGCAAUGACGUUCCAGUGUGAGGAUUCCUCUACCCUUUUUGACGAGAUCAUGUCGCCGGCAAAGAAGGAGCCUAGGCCCUUAGAAGCCAAGUCCUUAGACAAGAUGUUUGAGGAAAUUGAGUCGGAGAGGAGGGCAGUGUUUUCAAUGACAACGACGAAGACUUCUACAACUCCCCCUACACCUCCACGAGGAUUUGAUUUUGAGAACUUGUUUGAGUCGAGCAAUAUAUCUCCUACCCCUCUUCACAAAACCUCUCACACCAAGCUACAGAGAGUGCCAGAACCAGAAAUCGAUUUUGAGGGGGAUAUUACAAUGGAAAAUUCGGAGGAUAACACGGAGACUAUCCUUAAAAAGGAGCUGUCGCUCACCCCUUCGCGAGCGCCACAAUGUAAUAGGAAGCGCAGAGGCUUGAGUCAGGAUGGUAGUUACGGGUUCUUCAAUCUUGAGGAUGAUAAAGAUGAGCUUCUCGGUGGUAAUACUGGAACACCUUUCCCCCUUGACGGAUCUUCCUGCUCUCCUAUCUCGAAGGGCAUCCCCCCGGUAGAUUUGACGAUGCGGCCCGAGCCCGAGAGGAGGACCUUAUUCCCUGAUGCUCAACCAUCACAGAGCAGCGAAGUAGGCCAUGAUCUUGACUGGAACAUCUUUGGCAUUCCUAUCGAUCCUGAACUCCUCUUGACGCAAGAAGAAUUCCUCGGAAUCGUCGAAAGUCAUGUUCGCAAGACCACGAUCCCAGUCAACCUUCCCCCAGAAGACAGUGAAGCCGAGGGCUCAGAUAUGGAAAUCGAAGACCAAGAAAACUUCCACCCUGCUCCCUACUCCCCAAACAUCCAGCGGGAUCCAUCUCCCACGGUCCGCAACUCGCUACCAGCAACAUCAAACCACUUCGCCCGCCGUAACAGCGGCAUGGUGAGCCAGAUGGGCGUUCUCGCUGGCGCAGUCGUAUUCGUGGAUGUAUACACUGCCGACGGUGCCGAUGCAUCAGGACCGUACGUACAUGCUCUCCGUGGUCUUGGGGCGCGAGUUCUAAAGGCAUGGAAUUGGAAUCCAGACGGUGGGAACAAGGACAAGAUCGGAAUCACACAUGUAGUCUUUAAAGAAGGCAGCCCUCGCACUCUUCAGAAGGUGAAGGACAGCAAAGGUGUUGUCAUAUGUGUCGGCGUCGGCUGGGUUAUACAAUGCCAGAGCGAACAGGAGUGGAUGGACGAAAGUCAAUUUGCCGUCGACUUAGAUAUAAUUCCGCGAGGUGGACACAGGCGCCGUAAGUCCAUGGAGCCGAAAGCCCUCGCAGCGCUCUCCGAGCCGAAGACUCCACAAGCUCCGAAGAAGGACGCAUUCUCGCUCUUAUCGCGUGUUCCCGCGCAGACUGAACCAAAGAAUCCGUUCUUGGCAAAGAACUUGCUCAUCGCGCGGAGAAAGAGUAUGCAAUUCUUGCCCAAGAUCGGAAGCCCGCUUUCCAGGAAGCCGUUGUCUGUGGAGUACUAG